Messenger RNA from Nasonia vitripennis (jewel wasp), 1185 nucleotides. RefSeq names its product density-regulated protein (gene Denr). Gene Ontology annotation, biological process: formation of translation preinitiation complex; translation reinitiation. The transcript has 7 exons. Gene Ontology annotation, molecular function: translation initiation factor activity; mRNA binding. Bases 309 to 866 code for a protein of 185 amino acids. Lineage: Eukaryota; Metazoa; Arthropoda; Insecta; Hymenoptera; Pteromalidae. The record is from RefSeq and is a predicted model, not a curated record.
CUGCUGUGAUACAAAAAGUCGUAUACGGCUGUGAGAUGCCGUGGAAUGUUUGAAGAUGACGAUGGGAGAAAAUAAAAUUUGCAGUGCUUACAAGGGAAAUUAAAUUGAGCCAAGUUGUUUUACUCUCUUAAUAGCAUCGAGGAGAUCAACAAUGUGGACAACAAUAGUAAAUUAUAUAUUUUUUGCGAAAAAAAGCGCCGUUACUCAUUAGCGGUCUUAAACUGAACUUUCGAAGAGAUUGCCGGGAGGGGUAUAUUGUAUCCCUAACCUGAAAGCUCGUUUAAAAUUUUAGGUUAGAUUUUGGAAUAAUGUCAGCUGAAGAAGAAAAACAACCGGAACUUCGAGUAGGACCUGAUCCUGACGCUGUUUAUCCAAUUAAAGUUCAAUAUUGCGGAAAUUGUUCCCUUCCCAUCGAGUACUGCGAAUAUUACCCAGACUAUCCUAAGUGCAAAGAAUGGCUAGAAAAGAAUUUGCCGUCUGAAUUUGAAAAAGUAAAACUAGUGGAUGAUGCAAACAUAGAAGCUGGAGGUACUGAAGAUGAAAAGAAACGACAAAAACGAGGUGGAAAGGGUAUGCUCAAGACAAAGAAGAAGGAAGAGGUACAAAAAUUGGUCACAGUUUCCAGAGCUCCGAGAGGAAAGAAAAAAUCUGUGACAGUUGUCACAGGACUCAGUACCUUUGACAUCGACUUGAAAGUAGCAGCAAAGUUUUUUGGUAGCAAAUUUGCUUGCGGAUCAAGUGUAACUGGAGAGGAUGAGAUUGUGAUACAGGGUGAUGUAAAAGAUGAUUUGUUUGAUGUGAUUCCUGAAAAAUGGCCACAGAUUGAUGAGGAUUCGAUAGAUGAUCUGGGAGAUCAGAAGAGAUAAUGGGUUGAUGAAAAUUAUCUACGCACAAGACUAUUUAAAACAAUAUUGUACUGAUGGAUGUUUAUUAUAAACAAAUGUAUAUAAAAACGAGGUAAAAGUGUAACGUUUUUUUCAAAAGGUAUACUCCUCAGUCAGCACUUUGCUCUUCCUCGUCCAAAUGUUCUGCAAUAACUUUUAGUAAAGCUUCAAACUGUUCUUCGGUCAAUCGAUCUUCACUGUCCUCAAUUAUCUGAAAAACAUCCAGAUUAUUUUACAUUACAUAAAUGAAUAUGAAAUAUUUAAAAAUCAUGAAAUAAAUGAACAAUUUUAUAAACAUAAA